CAGUCUGUGGUCCGCAUCACAGGCGAUUCAAAUUCAAAACAAAUUAGGGUCUCCUUAAACCUUCUCUUUAUAAACCCCCAUCUCAAAUCGCCAAUAUCUCUCUCGCCUUGCUCUUUGCGAAUUGACGCUUAAACUCUCAAGUCUCUGCUUCAAAACUCAGCAGAAAUGGCUCUACCGAAUCAGCAGACUGUAGAUUAUCCAAGCUUCAAACUUGUUAUUGUCGGCGAUGGUGGUACAGGGAAAACUACAUUCGUGAAAAGGCAUCUUACAGGCGAGUUCGAGAAGAAAUAUGAGCCAACCAUUGGCGUGGAAGUUCAUCCCUUGGACUUCUUUACCAACUGUGGGAAAAUUAGAUUCUACUGUUGGGACACAGCUGGACAAGAGAAGUUUGGUGGCCUUAGGGAUGGAUACUAUAUUCAUGGCCAAUGUGCUAUUAUUAUGUUUGAUGUUACUGCUCGGUUGACUUACAAGAAUGUGCCCACAUGGCAUCGGGACCUUUGCCGGGUUUGUGAAAAUAUUCCUAUCGUCCUCUGUGGAAACAAGGUUGAUGUGAAAAAUAGGCAAGUGAAGGCAAAGCAGGUUACAUUUCACAGGAAAAAGAACCUGCAAUACUAUGAAAUUUCAGCAAAGAGCAAUUAUAAUUUCGAGAAGCCUUUUCUUUAUCUUGCUAGGAAACUUGCUGGGGAUCCUAACUUGCAUUUUGUCGAGUCUCCUGCCUUGGCACCUCCGGAAGUUCAAAUUGACCUUGCAGCUCAGCAACAACAUGAAUUUAUCAUUUUUUGUGACAGUAUUCAUGGCCAAUGUGCUAUUAUUAUGUUUGAUGUUACUGCUCGGUUGACUUACAAGAAUGUGCCCACAUGGCAUCGGGACCUUUGCCGGGUUUGUGAAAAUAUUCCUAUCGUCCUCUGUGGAAACAAGGUUGAUGUGAAAAAUAGGCAAGUGAAGGCAAAGCAGGUUACAUUUCACAGGAAAAAGAACCUGCAAUACUAUGAAAUUUCAGCAAAGAGCAAUUAUAAUUUCGAGAAGCCUUUUCUUUAUCUUGCUAGGAAACUUGCUGGGGAUCCUAACUUGCAUUUUGUCGAGUCUCCUGCCUUGGCACCUCCGGAAGUUCAAAUUGACCUUGCAGCUCAGCAACAGCAUGAGGCUGAGCUUGCUGCUGCUGCCAGUCAACCUCUUCCAGAUGACGAUGAUGACACAUUUGAGUAAACAAUAGAUGUUGGAUUGUAAUGGAAGGGGCUUUAUUUAUAUGGUUUUUGAGGAUGUGAUUUUAUGUCCAUGACUGUAUGAGUAUGAACUGAAUUAUUUCUGGGUUGUAUUGUUGCCCUUUGUCCUGAGUUUUCUAUUGAUCAUUUUGUGCGGGGGGUUUUGCUGUGUUUAUUCUUUCUUAUCGUUUCACAGUUAUCUGAGUUGCGGCUUGCACUCGUUUAGGAUUUUAGUGUUGCCCUGUAUCGACUCUUUUGGAAUUCAGUGCUGGAAAUUUAGUUAUCAGUCAACUGUGUAACGCAAAAGUUUUCAUUUUAAA
This is a messenger RNA of Jatropha curcas, 1522 nucleotides long. The record is from RefSeq and is a predicted model, not a curated record. NCBI's taxonomy places the organism in Eukaryota, Viridiplantae, Streptophyta, Magnoliopsida, Malpighiales, Euphorbiaceae.